Durio zibethinus is the source of this 2734-nucleotide messenger RNA. Its product is annotated as putative folate-biopterin transporter 6. NCBI's taxonomy places the organism in Eukaryota, Viridiplantae, Streptophyta, Magnoliopsida, Malvales, Malvaceae. The record is from RefSeq and is a predicted model, not a curated record.
AAAUAACAUGCAUCCCUUCUGCUAGUGACAAAAAUAAGCAGAUUCAUGUACAUUUCUCAGUCAGGAAAGAAAGAUGGAAUGGUGUUUUCUGCUAUAGGUCUGAUACAUCCAUAUGUACUUUUGUUUUUCUUUUCCAUGGUUAGACAUGGUAUGCGUUUUUUUUGCAUUAUUUGUUAAAAUUUCUCCUUAACGGUUGUGAAAGUUGUUUUCUUUUUUCCGCCUUUUCCAAUACCUUCUCUUUUUUGCGUGACUUCAUUUUUCUUCGUAAUUUCCUUCAGGAAUAGAGUUGCAGAAAAGGUUUCUGUGAAGUUUGGAUGUGAAUAAUUCUAAAACCUUAAUUCAAAAGCUAUCACUUUGUAAAGUUUUUGCUAUAUAACUUUUGCUGUUUUCCAUUUUGUCUCUAGUUAAAAAUGACAGAACAAACAAGCUUAACCUGUUCUGCACUUCAGUUUAAAUCAACUUGACGAUUUUAAUAAUUAUUUAGUUAAAUCAACUUGAAGAUUUUAAUAAUUUAGUUUAAUCAACUUGCAUCAGUUUGUCUGGAUGAACUCAAGAAAGUCAACUUUCAUGCGGAAUGACUUCAAAAAAUUCCAAGCUGUGAUGUUAGCCAUGUUAAGUUCCGAGACAAAUAUUCUAUUUUAUUGUUUUGCUCAGUAUUUUUACAAUUCCUGGUUGGACUUUGAACGUAAAAAAGAGGUUUUCCCGUGAGCUAACAACUCCGAGACCGAGAAUGUAGGAGUUGACGAAUGAGCGAAUCACUUGAUUAUUUCGCCAUAACUUUUCAUUUUUUUGAAUAGGACACCAUAGCAUGACUUAGCAUAUAGUAAUAUAUAAUAUAUUCUGGUAUGGCAUAACUGGGGUAGGUUAAGGAUGACUAAGAUCCCGCGCUCAACGUUUCCUCUCUUCUAAUCCAUAGCGCCAUUUGCAGAUCCAUGCUCCUUCAAUUUCAAAAAUGGAUUCCUCUGAAAAAGAGGGACUCGUUGAAGAAUCUGUAUCGAGUUUAUCCCAGCAACCUGGCUGCAUUUCAAACCAAAGCAGCCUUCAUUCAAUAGAAACCUGCAAGAAAAACAAUCUUUUCUCAGUCUUUCUUGAGCCAUUUCAAUGGCUACAAAUGCUAUCUUCCCAUCUCAAUCCAACUUUCAUCUUUGGCAUAGUUCUUGUCUAUGGCCUCAACCUAGGCUUCUCUGGCUCUUUCUUCAGAGUAGUCUCAGACUACUAUUGGAAAGAUGUUCAGAAAGUCCAACCCUCGGCGGUUCAACUAUACAUAGGCCUAUAUUAUAUUCCAUGGAUUAUGAAACCUGUCUGGGGUUUAUUCACUGAUGUUUUUUCAAUAAAAGGCUACAGAAGAAGACCAUACUUUGUGGUUGCUGGUGUUCUUGGUGGUAUCUCUGCUUUGAUGGUUGCUCUUAUUGGUAACUUGCCUGUUGCUUUGGCAUUAAGUUGCCUGGUAGGGGUUGCAGCAGGCAUGGCAAUAGCAGAUGUGACAAUUGAUGCGUGUAUUGCGAGAAAUAGCAUUGAGGUCCGAUCUUUGGCUCCGGAUAUGCAGAGCCUUUGUGGAUUUUGCUCCUCUGCUGGGGCUUUAAUUGGCUAUUCCACCAGUGGAUUUUUUGUUCACCAUCUCGGAGCUCAGGGAGCUUUAAUUCUUUUGGCAAUCCCACCAGUUUUUAUCACUGUAUUGGGCUUUGUGAUUUAUGAAACGAGAUCUUCCAGCCUUCACUCUGAGAAGCAGAAGGCAAUGGAAACCUUAGGAGUGGCCAUAAGGGGCAUGUAUCAGACAAUAAAGUUCCCUCAGGUGUGGAAGCCAUCACUAUACAUGUACCUCUCUUUGGCUCUCAGUAUCAGUACUCAUGAAGGGCAGUUUUAUUGGUACACAGAUCCUAAAGCUGGUCCUGCAUUUUCUCAGGAAUUCAUUGGGUUCAUAUACGCGAUUGGUGCAUUGGCUUCAAUGGUGGGGGUCCUGAUCUAUCACAAGACACUAAAAGACAUCCCAUUUAGAAACAUACUCUUGUUUGCACAACUCCUUUAUGGCAUAUCCGGAAUGCUCGAUCUGAUCUUCAUCCUUAGAUGGAAUUUAGUCCUUGGAAUUCCAGAUUACUUCUUUGUUAUCCUGGAAGAAUGCGUCUCACGAAUUAUAAGCAGAAUAAGGUGGAUUCCUAUGAUUGUAUUAAGCACGAGGCUUUGCCCUUUAGGCAUUGAAGGCACAUUUUUUGCACUGUUAAUGUGCAUUGACAGCCUUGGUUCCCUGACCUCCAAAUGGGGUGGAGGAAUUGUUCUUCAUACAUUGCAUGUCACUAGAACUGAUUUCACGAACCUAUGGUUGGUUAUUCUCAUUAGAAACAUUCUGAGAUUUGGGACUCUGGGCUUAAUUUUUCUUGUCCCUAAAGCUGACCAGUCAGAUGCUUUGAUUCCGCCAGAUAUUUUGACAAAGAAACCAGCUGUAACCCCAGAUGAUGAGGGCUUGGAACUUGUUCCCAAGAAUGAGAAAGAUGAAGUCUAGUUGUUUAUGUAUUAUAUGAAACCAUUAUGAAAUAGAACCUCGACCGGCAAAGAAUGAAACUGGAUGGCAUCUCCAGAUUUCAAGUUCAACCGAAGAUUGCAUCAUACAUCAUACUGUUAAGUCAAGAGAAGGAUCAUUUGAGAAUUUUCAAUUCCCGAGUUCACUGCUGAAUCCAUGGCCUCCAUUCUCAUCGACUUUCUUUUUUUCACAAAGUAGAUUUAAGGAUAGAAAAAUAAA